Molecule: messenger RNA, 4275 nt
Organism: Acanthochromis polyacanthus (spiny chromis)
Lineage: Eukaryota; Metazoa; Chordata; Actinopteri; Pomacentridae
Gene: chs1
Product: chitin synthase 1
Exons: 34
Coding region: 1-4275 (1424 amino acids)
Cellular component (GO): cell septum; cell periphery
Molecular function (GO): chitin synthase activity
Source: RefSeq, a predicted model, not a curated record
AUGGAGGAAAUGAAAGAAAAGAAAAUAAAAAGGGAGGAAAGACACAGGGAUACGUGGGAUCCAUUCCAACUGAACCCUGUUGGAUCUGAGAAGGAAGGCAGCAGAAUAUGUUUCCGGGUGAUGCAGUACCUCGUUGCUGUUAUUGUGGGGUUGGCAGUCUUGACCAGUGCUGUUGUUGCAAAGGGGUCUCUCUUGGUGUUGACAACGUUGUCCAGUCCUAAGUCCUUGCGCACCCCAAAGGAAAAGCAGUUCUACAUGCUGAUGCUGGUGUUCUGCCUGGUCUGCCCCAACUUCCUGGUGUUCCUUAAAAGCCUGUGGCGUUGUGCCUUCAAGAGCUUUGUCAGGCCCAACAUGAAGACCAUGGCAUUUAUUUGUGCCAUUGAGUGUCUGGUGUCUCUUGGUACUUCAGUCUUGGUGCUUGUCGUCAUGCCCGAGUUUGACGUCCUGACCAAUCUCUUCAUCAGUGGAGGAGUCUGUAUUACGUCUGCAAUUCUACAGAUAGUAUUCAAACUACAGAGAGAACCUUGGAGAAUCACAUAUCCAGUCUGCUCCCUCAUUCUCAUUGUUGCUGGUUACUGCCUCCUGGGAAUUGACUACUACGUUCGAGCACAUUCGCAUGUAGCUGGAGAGACCACUCACUGCUUUACGUUUGUGGCAAUUGGAAUUUGCGCUUCACUCCUCGUCUCCCUCUGCUGGUGGGAAAAUCCACUGCAAGCUACAAAUCGCGUGCAGGACACGCUGUCGGAAUUGGACGGUUUCAGGGACUUUGUGUUCAUCAUCAGCAGUAUUCUGAGGAUAAUAGUGAUAGCGGGGGUGUACCUGGUCUACCAUGUGCUUAUUGUUAAAUCUAUCACCUGGUCAAACUUUAACCUCGGGAAUAAGGAAUGGGAACUCCUGCAAACAGGACUAGUGCUGUUGCUCUUACAGGCCUUCUGCUCAGCAGCCUGCCAUUGGUUUGGGGUGGUGGCCUGUAAGAUUCAUGCUGUCAGAAUGGGUUUUGCACUACCAGUAUGUUGCACAGGACCUGCAGUGCUACUGGUGGGGCUGAUACUCUUCCUAACACAGGCACAAACUCUCGGAGGUGAUAAGACGGUGAACAUCACAGAGUUCUGCGAAAACCUGAAAUACCAGAGUCUCAAGAACACAAGCCCUAUGACCUUACUAGAAGUUACUCAUAGCAUCUGUCAAACUUCACUUAACAGCUACUACUUGCAAUGGCCUUUUUCAAUGCUGGCACUGGAGGGUUUGUGUAUGUGGACCGGCUUUCUCACAUGUACCUACUACGUAUGGAAGACAAAGGUCCAGCGUAUAGAGAGAACCUCUCAACUCUUUGUUCGUCGACUCUAUGAAUCUGCUUUCAUUGACCAGUCUCUGCUGCUAAACACCAAGAUAAAAGUAGCACGAGCAAAAAACCAAGCAAGCCACGAUGAAAUACAGGAUUGUGUGAUCUAUCUUUGUGCCACCAUGUGGCAUGAGACAUAUGAUGAGAUGCUCAAGAUUCUCACCUCCAUGUUCAGGUUGGACCGUUAUCGAGGUGAUCCAAAGGAGGAACACAGUGACUAUUUUAACUUCGAGAGUCACAUUUAUGUCGAUGAUGCCUUCACGGGUGAAGAAGUCCCAGAAAGGAGAAAGGUUAACAGUUACGUUGAGGACUUGAUCCAUGUUGUCGUAGAGGUUUACAGGGUGUUUACCAACAAAGAGCCAGAUGAUGUGUCCAUCGUCGAGACUCCCUAUGGCGGCAGGUUGAUGCUCAUUAUGCCUGAAGGCAACAUGCUUUAUAUUCACCUGAAAGACAAAAGGCGCAUCAGGAACAAAAAAAGGUGGUCCCAGAUAAUGUACCUGUAUUAUCUGCUUGGCUGGAAGGGCUACAUUGUCAAGAACCCUCAGAAGAUCAGUAGCCAGUUAGACACACGCAGAGCCAGUCUGAUCUCUGUGGAUGGUGAGAUCUUCCUGCCACAGUUUGACAAUGACAACAAAAGAAAAUUCAUAUCAGAUGACAACACAUAUAUUCUUGCUCUGGACGGAGACACCGACUUCCAUCCCAAAGCUGUGAUUUUACUAGUUGACAGGUUGAGAAUGUAUCACAACGUAGGUGCAGCAUGCGGUAGAAUCCAUCCUACUGGCAUGGGUCCCAUGGUGUGGUACCAGAAGUUUGAGUAUGCAGUGGGUCACUGGCUGCAGAAAACAGCAGAACAUGUGUUUGGCUCCGUGCUCUGCAGCCCGGGAUGUUUCAGUCUGUUUAGAGGGUCUGCCUUGAUGGAUGACAGUGUUUUAAAAAGAUACACAACAACUGCAACAAGAGCUUCAGAAUAUGUGCAAUAUGACCAAGGGGAGGAUCGCUGGCUGUGUACUUUGUUACUGCAGCAAGGGUGGCGUGUCGAGUACAAUGCUGCAUCGGAUGCGUACACCAACUCGCCGCAAGAAUUCAAGGAGUUUUACAACCAGAGGAGAAGAUGGGGACCUUCUACCCUGGCUAAUACACUGGACCUUCUGCACAGUGGCGCAGAGACAGUGAAGAGAAACACAUCCAUCUCCCGGCUUUACAUUUUCUACCAGAUGUUCACUGUUGGAUCUUCUAUCCUGGGACCAGCCUCUGUGACUCUCAUGAUAGCAGGUGCUUUCCAGUUUGUCUUCAAAAUUGCUGGUACACUUUCCAUCAUCAUUGCCAGCAUUCCUCCCGUGUUCUACAUCCUCAUUUGUUUUGUGACCAAGGCAAACACCCAAAUAACCAUUGCUGCUAUUAUGAGCAUUCUCUAUGCAUUCCUCAUGACCGCAUCUCUCUUUUCCAUCAUUGGUGAUAUGGUGGUUCAGGGCACCUUCUUGACCCCGACUGGAGUCUUUUUGGUUUCUAUGGCAAUUAUGUACGUGGUGACAGCGCUACUACACCCAGAGGAAUUUACGAUGCUCAUCUAUGGUCUGAUGUACUUCAUCUGUAUCCCCAGCGGAUACCUCCUGCUGACAAUCUACUCACUGGUUAACAUGAACAUUGUGACCUGGGGCACAAGAGAAUCCAACAAGACAGAAGGAGAAGUGAAGAAACAACACAAUCUUCUCUGUGACAGAAACUGUAGAAUCUGCUGCUGGGACAUGAAGCUACAGGUAACCCAGGAAGCAACGAACAUGCUAUAUCAACAGAUCACAGGUCAGCUUCCACAGCAAGUCGCUCCCCUUAUCGACAACAAACAGGGAAUACCUCUACAGGCAAUAACAAAUUCGGGGCCUCAAACCCAACCCAACCACAAAACAGAAGCUGUGAACUUAAAGGAACCAAAAAAAGGUUCACCUGACCAGUGGAAGCCGGCAGUAAGCAGUGACAGUGAUUAUGAAGAUGACAAAAAAAGCUCAAUACUGAGUUCAUCAGAUGACGAUGAUGACGAGGAUUACUUUAAUACUCUUGAUCUAGAGGAACAAGAGGAGCCCCCUGCAUAUGACUGGGUGUAUCCAGUGAAAGACGAGUUUCUGAAGAAGCUGACUUACGCCAACCUGAAGAAAAAUCUAAAGGAACAAAUAUGGUAUUCGCUCCGUAACAAAAACGAGGAUGAUGUGUGUGAGGAGUUGGUCCUAAUGUUAACAGACACACUGAAUGGAGAGCUCAGUGCAGUGGGGCCUGAAGAUGUUCUGACAGACAUACAGGUGGACCAGUUACAACAUGAGCUAACACAGCAGGCUCGACAUAUCCUUAAGACCAAUGGAAUGAACAGAUUGGAGAAGAGAGUCAAGAGAGCCAUUGAGAAAACACUCGCUGCCCCAAAACUGCAAAAACUAGACGAGGGUGAGGAAGACUUCUGGAACAAGUUACUUGAACGUUACUUGGAACCUAUCAAGAAUACUAAACAACAUGAGGAGGAUGUCACCAAAGAACUGAAGUCACUGCGCAACAAGGCAGUCUUCCUGUAUUUCAUCAUCAACGUGCUGUGGGUGGUAGCCACCUUCUUCCUGCAAGCCAUUGGAAACGAUAUCAUUAGCAUCAGGAUCCCAAGAUACUUUCCAAACGGAACUCCAUCUGGAGAUGUUCUCAAGGUGGAGCCUCUCAGUUUGAUGUUCCUGUUGUCUUUUGCUGUUCUUCUCUUUAUUCAGUUCCUGGCCAUGUUAUAUCACAGGGUGUACACUUUGAUUCAUGUUGUGUCUUAUCGUGGUUCAGAGAAAGCCUACAGAAAGAAAGAUGACGAUGAUGAUGAUGAUUAUGAAGAUGACCACAUUCUGGAGAACGUCUACACCAAUCAACUUGCCCUUAGCAGCGAUGACGUGUCAUCAAUAUCAACUAGCUUUAACUAG